Molecule: messenger RNA, 1317 nt
Organism: Xiphophorus maculatus (southern platyfish)
Lineage: Eukaryota; Metazoa; Chordata; Actinopteri; Cyprinodontiformes; Poeciliidae
Gene: prpf38a
Product: pre-mRNA processing factor 38A
Exons: 10
Coding region: 53-982 (309 amino acids)
Cellular component (GO): precatalytic spliceosome
Source: RefSeq, a predicted model, not a curated record
GUGAUUCUCGAUUAGCUUGUGUUUGCCUCGUUGCUAACAGAGUUUCCCUCCGAUGGCAAACAGAACCGUUAAAGAUGCAAACAGCAUCCACGGAACCAACCCGCAGUACCUGGUGGAGAAAAUCAUCCGGACCCGAAUCUAUGAGUCCAAAUACUGGAAGGAGGAAUGUUUCGGUCUGACCGCGGAGCUGGUGGUGGACAAAGCCAUGGAGCUGAAGUUUGUGGGAGGAGUUUAUGGCGGGAACAUCAAGCCGACUCCGUUCCUCUGCCUCACGCUGAAGAUGCUCCAGAUCCAGCCGGAGAAAGACAUCAUCGUGGAGUUCAUCAAAAACGAGGAUUUUAAAUACGUCCGUCUACUGGGAGCCAUGUACAUGAGGCUGACCGGCACCGCCGUGGACUGCUACAAGUACCUGGAGCCGCUCUACAACGACUACAGGAAGAUCAAGAGUCAGAACCGGAACGGAGAGUUUGAGCUGAUGCACGUUGACGAGUUCAUCGAUGAGCUGCUUCAUGCAGAGAGAGUGUGUGACAUCAUCCUGCCGCGGCUUCAGAAGAGACAGGUUCUGGAGGAAGCCGAGAUGCUGGACCCGCGGGUCAGCGCUCUGGAGGAAGACCUGGACGAGGUGGAGAGCAGCGAGGAAGAGGACGAGGAAGAGGAGAAGUUCGAGAGGCUGCCGAGCCCGGAGCCCCACAGGCGCGGUCACCGUGACAACGACCGGCCUCGGCGCUCGCCGUCGCCUCGCUACAGACGCAGCCGCUCUCCUCGCCGGAGGAGCCGAUCGCCCAAGAGACGAAGCCCGUCGCCUCGCAGAGAGCGCCACCGCAGCAAGAGCCCGCGGCGGCACCGCAGCCGCUCCAGGGACCGGCGGCACCGCUCCAAAUCGCCCGGUCACCACAGAAGCCACAGACAUCGGAGCCACUCCAAAACCCCGGAGCGAAGCUCCAAAAAGAGCCACAAGAAGAGCCGGAGAGGAAACGACUGACCUCAGUCCCUCCCAACGUUUUUUACUUUCUCAUCCACCCAAACUCUUUUUUUCAAUCUUCCACUUGACAUUUUUAUUUUUUAUUUUUAUUCCAGCAGUUUCAGGUUCUGAUAAUCUGGACCUCUGAUGGUUCUGGAAACCAAACAAAACAAUAUUCUCCAGAUGCUUAAAGCGCCUCAGAUAAAACUGUAAAUAGUGAAAUGUUUUUUUGUUUGUUUGUUUCUGAACAAUGAAAACAUCCCAGAAAUAAAAACCUUGAUAUAAGAUGAUUUUUUUAUGCUUUGAGUAAAUUAAUGGGAACUUUUCAGGUGAAAUAAAACAAAUAUUGGAAAAGA